Molecule: messenger RNA, 804 nt
Organism: Echinostoma caproni
Lineage: Eukaryota; Metazoa; Platyhelminthes; Trematoda; Plagiorchiida; Echinostomatidae
Source: the annotation of a GenBank genome assembly
GUCCAUCAGAGUCAAACUGGUUGGUCUCCUGUCUUCGUCUCGGACAAUCUGUCUGUCAUGUCUGUCGGAUUCCUUUUGCCUGGUCCUGAUCAUCCUGUGAUUUGGCGUGGACCACGAAAGAAUGUACUCAUCAAACAGCUGUUGACUGAAGUUUGUUGGACUGAUGAUGUGGAGGACAGCGGGGAUUCGAUGGAGGAGUUGGAUUUCCUGCUGAUCGAUACACCUCCUGGAACAUCAGAUGAACACCUCUCGGCCGUACAAUAUCUUCAGGCUGCAAAUUGUCUUGACGGUGCGGUAAUUGUGACCACUCCACAGGAGGUCGCGUUGAGUGAUGUUCGAAAGGAAAUCAACUUCUGUCACAAAUUAUCCAUCCCGAUUUUGGGCGUGGUAGAAAACAUGACGGAGUUUAUUUGUCCCAGCUGCGGUCACUCGGGUCCCGUAUUCCCGCCAACAACUGGCGGUGCAGCAUCCCUGUGCUCCAAAAACCCGAAUACAACGAACAAUGAGAACAGAAUUUCAACAGAUGACAAUGGAGAUUUAUUCUUGCUCGGUCGAUUACCACUUGAUCCGCGAUUAGCCCGAGCGUUAGAUGAGGGUCUUUGCCCAUUCGAGCUGGCUGAUUCGAACGCCCUCCUGGAAAAAGACGUAGAUCAAGGUAAAGGCACAGAAAAUAACUUACGAUCAUCAGACGCCGUCCUGGUUGCCUAUAAUCAGUUUAUCGACCGUCUUUUGGAUCGGCUAACACUAUUGGGAAAAUAUCCCACACGUGAUGCAGAAACCGGAGAAACACAAAUGGCAUCCUAA